AUGGUCACCACGCACUUAGGGACAGCGAUAAUACGCCGAAGACACCCUCAACCUCACACUGGCCAUCUCCUCGCCGUGCUGGGCUACCGCUUCUGCGGGAAGGUGCUCGAGAUCGCACCGCAAUGCCAUCGCUGCUACCCAGGCGAGACUGUCGCAGGCUACACGCCCACAGGACUGAACCGACCGACCAGAUACGGCACCCACCAGUUGUACCUGGCGUGUCCGGAGGAGAUGGCAUUCCGCGUGCCCGCCGCCCUCCCGCUAUCGGACGCCGCGGCUCUCACCGUGGACGCCAUGACGGCGGCGGAUGCACUGUUCAAUCUGUUUGGGAUUCCUCUUCCGCAGGAAGAAACCCCGUCCAGCGGUGCGCAGGCCAGCGGAAAGGGACUCCUCAUCUGGGGCGCCUCUAGCAGCGUGGGUCUCUGCGCCGUCCAGCUCGCGCGAGCCAGCGGCGUCUCUCCCAUCCUCAUGACGGCGUCUCCGCAGCGCCAUGCCCUGCCCACGGAGCUGGGCGCCACCCGUUACUUUGAUUACAGAAUCGAGGAAAGUGACACGAUAGUGGCUUACGGAAUCGACGCCGUGGGAAGUGUCCCGCGAACUGAAGACUUCUCGGCGACGCUGCUGGUUCGCUGUCUCGCCCCCGAGGCCGACCUCGUCUCGCUGGUCGUCCAGGACGAUCCCCGCUUUUGUGUGCCAAUUGCGACCCCUAACCGCGACGUGUCUGUUAGAGUUGCAAAGGUGCGGCCCAUCAACAUCUCUGCGAGGCCGGCGGACUUUGAGCGGGCGUGGCGGGUGUUGGAGUGGGCGAUAAGGGACUACGGUGUGCGCUUCCGGCUGCCUCGCGAUGAGAUCUUCGGGAAGUCGACGGAGGAUGCGCUGGAGGAGUUGAUGGGGUUGGCGGAGGGUGGGAGGCGGCUUGGGAAGGUGGUGCUUCGCCAUCCGUUGGCUUGA
Molecule: messenger RNA, 951 nt
Organism: Aspergillus fijiensis CBS 313.89
Lineage: Eukaryota; Fungi; Ascomycota; Eurotiomycetes; Eurotiales; Aspergillaceae
Exons: 3
Coding region: 1-951 (316 amino acids)
Molecular function (GO): oxidoreductase activity, acting on NAD(P)H
Source: RefSeq, a predicted model, not a curated record